Dipodomys spectabilis (banner-tailed kangaroo rat) is the source of this 2580-nucleotide messenger RNA. RefSeq names its product protocadherin beta-14-like. Lineage: Eukaryota; Metazoa; Chordata; Mammalia; Rodentia; Heteromyidae. The coding region runs from base 145 to 2541 and encodes 798 amino acids. The record is from RefSeq and is a predicted model, not a curated record. Gene Ontology annotation, biological process: homophilic cell-cell adhesion. Gene Ontology annotation, molecular function: calcium ion binding. The transcript has 2 exons. Gene Ontology annotation, cellular component: plasma membrane.
CAAUUAAGGUGCGACCUAGAAGCCAUUCCAGUGGAGCUGAAAUACUUUGGAUUCUGAAGUUUGGAGUGCUGAUUAAGGGACACGUUCCUUAGAACGGCAAAGUAGCUCUGAAGUGAUUCUUAAAAAGCCUUCUGGAAAGAAGUUAUGCAGAACGGAAGGGAAGGCAAUCUGCAGACAAGGCAAGUCCUGCUUUUCUUUGUUUUAUUUGGAAUGUCUCACGCUGAGUCUAGGAGCUUUUCAGUGAUGGAGGAAACUGAGAGUGGAGCCUUUGUGGGUAAUUUGGUAAACGACUUGGGACUGGAAAUGAAUAAGCUUUCAUCAAGGGAGGCUCGGGUGGUCUCUAAUGCAAACAGACCACCUUUGCAGCUGAACCUAAAUACUGGGGAUUUGCUCUUAAGCGAGAUGCUAGACAGAGAGGAGCUUUGUGGCUCCACUGAGCCCUGUGUGCUACAUUUCCAGGUAUUAAUGAAAAACCCCUUGCAGUUUUUACCGAUUGAGCUUCAGGUGACAGAUAUAAAUGACCACUCUCCCAUUUUCUUGGAAAAAGAAAUGAUCCUAAAAAUCCCAGAGAAUAGUCCUGUCGGUUCUGUGUUCUUGCUAGAAAGUGCAAAGGAUUUAGAUGUGGGAAUCAAUGCUGUAAAAAGCUACAAAAUAAGCCCAAACUCUCAUUUCCAUGUUAAUAUGAGAGUCAAUCCAGACAACAGGAAAUACCCAGAGUUAGUUAUGGACAAGGCACUGGAUUAUGAAGAGCAGCCAGAGCUCAGCUUCAUUCUUACUGCUUUGGAUGGUGGGUCCCCACCCAGAUCUGGUACUGCCUUAGUUCAAGUCAUGGUGGUGGAUGUAAAUGACAACUCACCUGAAUUUGAGCAUGCAUUUUAUGAAGUGAAGAUUUCAGAAGACAGCAUCGUUGGCUCACAUGUAGUCACUGUAUCAGCUUGGGAUUUAGACUCAGGAAUAAAUGGUGAAAUAUCAUACAUGUUUUCCCAUGCCUCCGAAGAUAUUCAAAACACAUUUGAAAUUAAUCAGAAGUCUGGAGAAGUUAGUUUAAGAACAAAUCUGGACUUUGAAACAAUACAAUCCUACUCGAUAAUCAUUCAAGCCACAGAUGGUGGAGGACUUUUUGGAAAAUCUACUGUCAGAAUUGAGGUGAUGGAUGUGAAUGACAAUUAUCCUGAAAUUGCUGUGUCAUCAAUUACCAGCCCAAUUCCAGAAAAUUCGCCUGAGACUGUAAUAAUGGUUUUUAGUAUAUGGGACAGAGACUCAGGAGUCAAUGGAAAGAUGGUUUGCUCUAUAGAAGAAGACAUUCCAUUCCGACUGAAAUAUUCAGUUGACAAUUACUACACUUUAGAAACAGAGAAACCACUUGACAGAGAAAGCAAAGCUGAAUACAACAUCACCAUCACUGUCUCUGACUUGGGGACUCCCAGGCUGCAAACCCAGCACACCUUCACCCUGCAGGUGUCCGACGUGAACGACAACGCCCCCGAAUUCACGCAGUCCUCCUACACCCUGUGGGUCCGCGAGAACAACAGCCCCGCCCUGCACAUUGGCACCAUCAGCGCCACAGACAGAGACUCGGGCAGCAACGCCCAGCUGACCUACUCGCUGCUGCCCGGCCCGCAGCCCGGCCCCGACGCGGCGGCGGCGCUGGUGUCCAUCAACGCGGACAGCGGGCAGCUGUUCGCCCUGAGGGCGCUGGACUAUGAGGCCCUGCAGGCGUUCGAGGUGCGCGUGCGCGCCGCCGACCGCGGCUCGCCCCCGCUCAGCAGCCAGGCGCUGGUGCGCGUGCAGGUGCUGGACGCCAACGACAACUCGCCCUUCGUGCUGUACCCGCUGCAGAACGCGUCUGCGCCCUGCACCGAGCUGCUGCCCAGGGCGGCCGAGCCGGGCUACCUGGUGAGCAAGGUGGUGGCGGUGGACUGCGACUCGGGCCAGAACGCCUGGCUGUCGUUCCAGCUGCUCAAGGCCACGGAGCCCGGGCUGUUCAGCGUGUGGCCGCACAAUGGCGAGGUGCGCACCGCCAGGCUGCUGAGCGAGCGCGACGCGCCCAAGCACAGGCUGCUGCUGCUGGUCAAGGACAAUGGCGAGCCGCCGCGCUCGGCCAGCGUCACGCUGCACGUGCUGCUGGUGGAUGGCUUCUCGCAGCCCUACCUGCCGCUGCCCGACGCGGCGGCGCCCGAGCGCGCGCAGCCCGACCGCCUCACUGCCUACUUGGUCAUCGCGCUGGCGGCCGUGUCUUCUCUCUUCCUCUUGUCUCUGCUGCUCUUCGUGGCCUUCAGGCUGUGCAGGAGGAGCAGGGCGCGCUCGCUGGCCGGCUGCGCGCUGCCCGAUGGUCCCUUGCCUGGACACCUGCUGGACGUGAGUGGCACGGGGACCCUGGCCCACAGCUACCAGUAUGAGGUGUGUCUGCAGGGAGGGACUGGCACCAAUGAGUUCAAAUUCCUGAAGCCCAUUAUCCCUAAUCUUGAAAUCCAGGGCACUAGUACCAAUAUGAAUGGAAUGGAGAAUUUUCGGAAUAGCUUUGGAUUCAACAUUCAAUAAAACUUUUUCUUCUGAAAUUUUAACCUAGUAUUCUUGGCA